Blastocystis hominis is the source of this 818-nucleotide messenger RNA. RefSeq lists its product as hypothetical. NCBI's taxonomy places the organism in Eukaryota, Bigyra, Opalinata, Blastocystidae. Bases 229 to 621 code for a protein of 130 amino acids. The record is from RefSeq and is a predicted model, not a curated record. The transcript has 7 exons.
GAAUCGGCGAAGUAGGAAUAUAAAUUGCUACUGUCACUUUCUCAAUCACAACCACCAGUCUGGUUCAACAAUCGAAGGGCUGGUUCCCAAAAACGAAAUAGCCUAAAGUUAUCUUCUUCAUGCCAGAACAACUUUACCACCGUACUUUUUAAACAUUACCUCGUCAUGAAGCUUAAGGCAUUUGGAAACGAAGAACCACCGGAAUGGCUUCCAGUGAACGUGAUUUUCAUGUCUCGCUAUUCUGAAAAGUGUAUUAAGCGCUUUACGGAAGCAGUAAUCGACUCCAUUCUCACGGGGACUCUCAAAUUCUCCUAUAUCCGCGAUUAUAUUGCUACAAAAGACCAAAUUGGUGAAGUGAAGGCGAUUUUGGGUUCAUUACGCCUCAUUCUAAUAAAUGCAGUCAGGAACAACAUAACGGAAGUGAUGCUUGCGAGUGAUCUUCAGAUGCUGGGACUGCCUUAUACGUACCAGUUAGCCAUUUUCCGUCCCUAUUCCGAGCAUAAGAUCGACUUGGUGAAAGUCCUUUCGGAAGAUAGGCUUCUGGUAUUGUCUUUUCGUAGGUUUGAACAGGCAGAUGUCAACAGAUCUGUCGUUCGAUUGGCAUGUGGAGGCGAUGAUUAGCGAUAAUGAUGGUCGUUAUAUCUGCAACAACAUCGUAAUAUCGAUGGCCUCCGACAACGGUUUCACUCACCUCGAGAACGGGAAGCAAUCGAUUUUGACUUCUUGCGAGUUCUCGCUCACCGAAAACAUGUACUAUUCGCUUAGCCAGCAGUUGCGUGAAGCCAACGCGCUCAUGUCGCUCCACUCUCCCUCCUUAU